AUGUUGAUGACGAUCGGCGGCCGCCAUAUCGAUGGUUUCUUAUACGAUCUUCCUGUUCCGGAACAGGAACACGUUGACUCGUUAAGGGCCAGUACUUAUAAUGCUCUUCUCAAAAGUUCCAAAAAGAUAUUGCGAUCUUUUGUCGAGAUGAUGCUUUUUCCUGAUACGGUCGUUGUCACUCAAAAUUUCUGCUCCAAAAUGAAUAUACUUUUGAUUCUGCUUAAAACGCUAGCUGAAAGACCAGUUUUGCCAACACUGGUUAAAAUGUUUAUGGAAGGUUCCACCAGAUGUCUUACCUAUUAUCGGUAUUCUUUUCCUUUGUUUUAUGCCGUUAGACAUUAUCCUUAUGGCGUUUUGAAGAAUGUAGACGGUUUCAUUAACUUUGCGCAAGCGUCAUCCAGUGAUUCAAGUUCUUCAAAAGAAUCUUCUGGUCUAGUAAUAACUCAACAGCUAAUAUCCGGCAAAGAUACAUUGUAG
Molecule: messenger RNA, 477 nt
Organism: Cercopithifilaria johnstoni
Lineage: Eukaryota; Metazoa; Nematoda; Chromadorea; Rhabditida; Onchocercidae
Source: the annotation of a GenBank genome assembly